Acanthaster planci (crown-of-thorns starfish) is the source of this 2959-nucleotide messenger RNA. Its product is annotated as oxysterol-binding protein-related protein 11-like. The record is from RefSeq and is a predicted model, not a curated record. Gene Ontology annotation, molecular function: sterol binding. Lineage: Eukaryota; Metazoa; Echinodermata; Asteroidea; Valvatida; Acanthasteridae. Gene Ontology annotation, cellular component: membrane; cytosol.
AAAGGUGUUUUCAAAAUCUCGGUAUCAUUUUUACGGCCACAGACAUUAGUUUCACAAAAUUGUUCCAACUAGCUGAAUUGGGACUCUUCAGAUCCGUGUAGCUCUGUUCUCUGCGACAGAAAUAUCAAAAUGAAUAGAACAUGCACAAAUGUUGGAUUUUGAUCCCGUUUAGUCCCAGCAGAAAGCAUUUACAUCCCAUCAUAGUGCCAGGCAUGAAGCCGCAGUGAACACAGUCGAGAAGUAGAAAAAGGCCUGAGGGAAUGUGCAUGAUCAAGAUGGCAGCCACCACAGAGGUCAUGGGAAUCGAAGAUGCGAUCAAAAGUGAAAAUCUUGGCCUUUCAGAGGCUGAGAGGAUUCGUUUAGAGACUGUGUUAAAAAGAGCUAAGGAAGUUGAAGAAGAAGAUUUCUUCAGCCACCAAAUGGAAGGCACCCUCAACAAGUACACAAACGUUGUGAAGGGAUGGCAGAACCGGUGGUUCUUACUAGAUCCUCAAAAGGGAACUUUGGAAUACUACGUGAAUGAAGAAUCCAGGAAGACUCAGAGACCUAGAGGAUUGGUGCAUCUGACAGGAGCCGUGAUAUCACCCAGCGAUGAGGACUCCAUGACGUUCAAUGUCAACGCUGCCAACGGGGAGGUAUACCGGCUGCGGGCUACCGACGCGAAGGAGCGACAGUUCUGGGUCAGUCGUCUGAGGGCGGUGGUCCAGCGCCAGGGCGAAGUCAUCUCGCAGGCGCUGGGCGACGGUACAUCGCCAUCGUCCAGCCACGGCUCCAGCGAUUCCCUCCAACACCACCGGCCGGGCCUUCGACGUCACCAAGCUGGAGCAGCCCCCCGCGUCUCCCCCGCCAACUCCCUGACCAGACACCCCCGGCCUCCCUCCUUCAACCCCUCCCUCACCCCGUCGGUGACCCAGGAGUCGCUGCACAAUGCCCGGGACAUCAUCACCAUCGCCGAGGAGCAGCAGAAGAUGCUGGUUCAAGCACUGGAGGCCCUGCCCUCCUCGGGCCACCCUAUCAAUGCCCUGGACCACGACUGCCUGCUGCUCAAGUCUACCUCCCACUCGGCCAUGGGCUGCCUGGAGGACUGCCUCAACAUCCUGCAGAGGCAGGACAUCGCUCAGGGCCACCGGCCCAACAGCAGCAUGGAGCUGCCUCGAUCCAUGGCCAACAUCAGUCUGGAUCUACUCGUAGCCAAUCAGCAGCCAGUCGGUAGUGUCAUCAACACCAACAGUCCCGCCCACCUGCCAGUCAGUAACAGCAUGGGAGACUCCUUGGAUCAUAGGGUGCCACUCAUCAGUCCGACUGACGAGGUGGAAGACAAGGAAGGCGGGGAGGACGAAGACAUUGGGGGCGUGGAGGAACACAAGAGCGUCAUCCUGCACCUGUUGUCGCAACUCAAGCUGGGCAUGGACCUCACCAAGGUGGUAUUGCCAACAUUCAUUCUCGAAAAGAGGUCUCUGCUUGAAAUGUUCGCCGACUUCAUGGCGCACCCCGAUAUGUUUGCCAGAAUUCCAAGUUUACCAACUCCAGAGGCUCGCAUGAUGGCGGUGGUGGAAUACUAUCUUUGCUCAUUCCACGUGGGCAGAAAGGGUUCCAUCGCCAAGAAACCCUACAACCCCAUCAUCGGGGAGACGUUCCACUGUUCCUGGGAGCUGCCGUCAGACUCUGGCCCGUCUGACGGCCUCACUGAGAACAGCCACGUCACCUUUGUGGCUGAGCAGGUUUCGCACCAUCCACCGGUGUCAGCUUUCUACGUAGAGUGUCCCAGCAAGAAGAUCUACAUGAAUACCUGGAUUUGGACCAAGUCCAAAUUCCUGGGCAUGUCGGUCGGAGUGAACAACGUAGGAGAAGGCACGAUUCGGGACUUGGAGCACAGUGAAGACUACACCAUGACGUUCCCCAGCGCGUACGGCCGGUCCAUACUCACGGUGCCCUGGAUGGAGCUUGGGGGAAGGUGCACAAUACAUUGCCCGCAGUCUGGGUACCAGGCCGCUAUAACCUUCCAGACAAAGCCAUUUUACGGUGGUAAGGUUCACCGUCUGAAUGCGGAAGUGAAGAACCCCGCCAACGCCCUUAUAUGCAGGGUGCAGGGCGAAUGGAAUGGGCAACUGGAAUUCUCAUAUGCAGGGGGUGAGAAGAAAGUGGUAGAUUUGACCAAACUGAGCGGCAUACCCAAGCGGAUUCGGCCCAUAGCCAUGCAGGGCACCUUUGAGUCCCGUCGACUCUGGCAGAACGUGACCAACGCGCUGAAGAUAGGCGACAUCAACACCGCCACGGAGCACAAGCGAUACCUUGAAGAGAGGCAGCGCAGGGAGGAGCGGGAACGGAAGGAGACCAACACGCCUUGGCGGACCAAGCUCUUCAAGAAGAGCGGUGAGGGCUGGUGCUAUAACGGGAUCCUGCAAGCGUAGCGAGGGGCCAACUCUCCCAACUGUCCAAAGUAGGGCCACUUUCGUCUGUGUCUGUCUUGUCUCCAAAGCUGCUUUCCCAUUGGACUUUUCGUCCGUCCGGCAGGCCAAUCCGUUUAAGUUGUUCAGUCGUCCUGAGCGUUACCAGCUUAAAGCAACUUUACGAGAACUUUACUUUACGAGAACUACCAAUAAACUCAGGUUCUUGUCCGUUUUUGUAGGACUUGGAUGAACGUGCAUCAGCAUUGGUACUUUUUCCUUUUGGUAAUAAUACUGAAGCCCGGCAGAGCUUACAGGUGUGAUGAUGUCAUGCUGAGUACGUUGCAUUGCAUUGUGGGUACCUUGUGUGGGCAUUGGGAAUGACUGCGUGGUGGACUACUUUGUCCUGUUUUUUCGUCACCUAGCCGUGUGGUAUUCGAUUCCGUCACAAGUCCUUUCAAAAGAAGCUCCGUAAGUCCAGUCGCAAGUCCCUUCACCUGGCCAAUCACAAGUCCCUUCACAAGGUCAGUCACAAGUCCCUUCACAAAGUCAGUCACAAGUCCCUUCACAAG